Molecule: messenger RNA, 1047 nt
Organism: Rangifer tarandus platyrhynchus (Svalbard reindeer)
Lineage: Eukaryota; Metazoa; Chordata; Mammalia; Artiodactyla; Cervidae
Source: the annotation of a GenBank genome assembly
AUGGGCCAGUGCUACUACAAUGAGACCAUCGGCUUCUUCUACAACAACAGUGGCAAGGAGCUCAGCUCCCACUGGCGGCCCAAAGAUCUGGUUGUGGUGGCGCUGGGCCUGACUGUCAGCGUGCUGGUUCUUCUGACCAACCUGCUGAUCAUCGCAGCCAUCGCCUCCAAUCGCCGCUUCCACCAACCCAUUUACUACCUGCUUGGCAACCUGGCCGCAGCUGACCUCUUCGCCGGUGUGGCCUACCUCUUCCUCAUGUUCCACACAGGCCCACGCACAGCCCGGCUGUCACUCCGGGGCUGGUUCGUGCGGCAGGGCCUGUUGGACACGAGCCUGACGGCCUCCGUGGCCACACUUCUGGCCAUUGCCGUGGAGCGGCACUGCAGUGUGAUGGCCGUGCAGCUGCACAGCCGCCUGCCCCCAGGCCGGGUCAUCAUGCUGAUCGUGGUCGUGUGGGUGGCCGCGCUGGGGCUGGGGCUGCUGCCUGCCCACUUCUGGCACUGCCUCUGUGCCCUGGACCGCUGCUCUCGCAUGGCCCCCCUGCUCAGCCGCUCCUACCUCACCGUCUGGGCGCUGUCCAGUCUCCUCGUCUUCCUGCUCAUGGUGGCCGUCUACACCCGCAUCUUCUUCUAUGUCAGGCGGCGAGUGCAGCGCAUGGCUGAGCAUGUCAGCUGCUACCCCCGCUACCGUGAAACGACGCUAAACCUGGUCAAGACUGUUGUCAUCAUCCUAGGGGCAUUUGUGGUCUGCUGGACGCCGGGCCAGGUGGUGCUGCUCCUGGAUGGUCUGGGCUGCAAGUCCUGCAACGUCCUGGCAGUGGAGAAGUACUUCCUACUCUUAGCCGAGGCCAACUCGCUGGUCAAUGCCGUGGUGUACUCGUGCCGUGAUGCUGAGAUGCGCCGCACCUUCCGCCGUCUUCUAUGCUGUUGGUGCCUCCGCCCGUCUACCCACGAGUCUGUUCGCUACACAACCGCCACCCACAUGGGCACCAGCACUCGCAUCAUGCUUCCUGAGAACGGCCAUUCCCUGAUGGACUCCACCCUUUAA